ACUCUCGCCUGUUUCCACGCUCGCCUCAGUUUCCACCCUCCUCCCGCUGUGAUGCCGGGCAGUGUUUUUCCGGACGGUCGGACCACUCUUGGAGCCGUGUCUCCCCGCUCUCCCAGCCUCACUUUCAGGCGUCCCGGCACCCGUCGGCGCGAGCAAGCUUCUCUGGGGGAAAUGCGCCCAGCACCUUCUUCCGGGCAACGCGUGCACCCCAGCAAGUCUCCCUGAAUUCUCUACGGGGCUUCCAGGAGUUAGGGCUCUGCACCAAUCACGGCCCUCGCUAGGAGGCCCUCAGCCCCCGUCUCCAUAGCAACUCCCUGCCGAGACUGGGUCACCCCUUCCUCCGCCCUGGGGACCGCAAGCGAGCCUCCCAUUUUCUUCCCGCAGAGAGCCGGGGCCCCGGGACCGGGCCCGAGCGGAGUGGUCGGUUUGGCCUUCCGCGCGCGUGCGCGGCCCGUUGACGCUCUUUUGUUGUCAGCGGCGGUAGGCGGGCCCCGGGCGUCUCCACGGUAACCGGUGGACUGAGCAGGUGGUUUCCAGGGCAACCCCGUGUACCGCCUGGUGUCUGAGAGGAUGGGAGAGGUGGGGUGAGGGUAGAGAUGCUGAGCGAGCAAGACAGCGAGGAGAGAGUGAAAUUUUCCACAGAAAAAAAGGCAGGCACAAGGACAUCGUCAUGGUGGUGGUGGUGGUGGCAGCGGCAAGGACCACAUAAUCCUGCUCCAUUUCAAGUCCUCUCCCACACCAGAAUUCGAAAGUAUCAAUUCUUCCGCGCUCAGCCUUCUUUAUAGUCCUACUUUCACAUCCAUACCUUGUGAUUUAUCCAGCCUGGCAUUUCACCAGUUACUAGCAUGCAUAUAAGAAAAUUACAGCUUAUUAAAAACUUCAUGAAAGAGGAAGAAAAAACAAGAAAGUGACGGAAAGCAGACGGCAGACAAGACAGAAGGAAAUUAAUAGGCAAGAAAGCCAUCCUUGGACUGACACGGCUUUGAGCUUCCCCGCUUGGACUCAGCGUUGGGCAGGCGCCUCACAGAACUACACUUCCCGUCAGGCCCUGGGCGACCGGGCACAGCAGCAGGAUUGGAUUCCCCUCCAAUCCUGGUCGUCGCCCGGCAACCUCCGCCUCCGUCGCUAAAGAUGAAGGCUGGGCUCGGCCGCCGCUGGGAAGCGGCGAAUGAGGCCGGAGAUGAGGAGGCUCUGCAGCCCCGUAGGCCCAGUUGAGUCAGCUGGCCCAUGUUGCGGCCCGGAGGUGCUACUUUCGCAUGGUUUGAAAUGCAAAAGGGACAAAGGGAGAAGUUGGCCUCCCUUCAGUGUACUUCAUUUGGCAGAGAUGGCGUGGCAGGAGAGGCCCAGGGGCCACUGUGGCACGGCGCUGGGUACCGCUGACGGGCAGAGGGAAGAGAGCGUGUUGAAGUGCAUGGCUCGGGGAGGCAGCCUGAAGCCCCCCCAGCCGCAGGGCUUGGGAAAGGCGCCCCUCGGGCUUGGCUUCCGCCACAGUGCCAAGCGGGACCGGAAGUCCAUCACCCUGCACGUGAAGCUGGAGGUACUUCGGCGCUUUGAGGAGGGGCAGAAACUGACGCAGAUUGCCCGCGCCCUGGGGCUGGCCACCUCCACGGUCGCCUCCAUCCGUGUCAUCAAGGACAGGAUCCGGGCCAGUUCUCAAGCAGCCACGCCCAUCUGCACCACGCAGCUCACGCGCUGCCGGGGCGCACUGAUGGGGCGCAUGGAGCGCCUGCUGAGCCUGUGGAUGGAGGAGCAGAAGCGGAAGAACCUGCCAGUCAGCACGGUGCUCAUCCAGGAUCAGGCGUGCCGGCUCUUUGCUCAGCUGCAGCAGGAGCAGGGCAGUGGCGGCCAGGCCGAGACCUUUGGGGCCAGCAACGGCUGGUUUGCCCGGUUCAAGGUGCGCCACAAUGUGCUGCUGACGGACGAGCCCGCCGUGGCCGACGCCCAGGCUGCUGCGUGCUACCCGGCGGUGUUGCGCGCCAUCCUGGAGGAGGGCUGCUACUCACCGCGACAGGUCUUCAACGUGGACGAGACAGGCCUGUUCUGGAAGCGGCUGCCUGAGCGCAUGCUUCUGGCACAGGAGGGGACAGCUGGGCCCCGGCCCAAGGCCUCUAAGGACCACCUGACGCUGCUGCUCGGUGGCAAUGCAGCUGGUGACUUCAAGCUGAAGCCCCUGCUGGUGUACCCCUCGGAGAACCCACGUGCCCUCAGGGGCUGCUCCAAGGCCAACCUGCCUGUGGUCUGGCGCUCCAACCGCAAUGACUGGUUGACGCCUGUCAUCUUCCAGGAGUGGUUUACUAGCUGCUUCUGCCCCGCUGUGGAAAGCUACUGUGCCAGCCACGGCCUCCCGCACCGUGCCCUGCUGCUGCUGGACAGCGCGCCCUGCCACCCUGUCCACUUGGGUGGCCUCUCGGCCCAUGUGCGAGUUGAGUUCCUGCCCAAGAACACGUCCACCCUGAUCCAGCCCAUGAACCAGGGUGUCAUCACCACCUUCAAGUCCCAGUAUCUUCGCCGCACACUCAGCCAGCUGGCCCAGGAGACGGGUGGUGCAGACCAACCCUCUGUGUGGGAGUUCUGGCGCAGCUACACCAUCGUGACCGCUGUGGACAACAUUGCUGAGGCCUGGGUGGAGCUGCAGCCUGCCACCAUGAACAGUGCCUGGAGAAAGCUCUGGCCCGAGUGUGUGCUGACUGGUGCUCCCAAGCCCAGCGCUGUACCCCAGCUACCCCGCAGCAUCGAGGCACUAGCCAGCCGCACAGGCCUGGGUGAUGAGGCUGAGGCCAACGUUGUUAGCCACCUGCUGCAGGCCCCCGGGGAGCCCACACCCAUCCCCUUGGGUAUGGACAGUGGGCACGUCCGUGGCCCUGGGCUGCCCUGCCAGGCUAGUCAGGGCCUGGCCUCUAGAAGACCGGAGUCGGAGGCCACAGGGGGUACGGAGGCCGAGGGCACAGGUGUGGGUGCACUGUGCCCCGAGCAUCUGGCCCGGGCCCUGUCCCACUUUGCCGCUGGCCUGCGAGUCCUCUCAGAGAACAAUCCUAACUGGGAACGCAGCCUGCGGGUGUCCCGGGCUGUCUACUAUGCCCUUGCCCACCUCUGGGAGCUGCUCCGGGAAAGGAGGCUACAGGCUCAGGCUGCUCCUGGGCCUCCAGAGGCCCCAUGACGGUGGCAACAAAAGAGAUGUCAGAAAAUCUGCACUCAGCCCAGGUGGGGCCCACAGAGGGUGGGUGAGUGGCCACGGGUACAGACUCUGAAGGACAGACCUCUUUAAAUGACCUGUGUGAUUUGAGGCUUGGGCCUGAUUGCAAAUA
Molecule: messenger RNA, 3305 nt
Organism: Odocoileus virginianus texanus
Lineage: Eukaryota; Metazoa; Chordata; Mammalia; Artiodactyla; Cervidae
Source: RefSeq, a predicted model, not a curated record